AUGGCCCCACCGGCGGCGGCCACCGUCGAGGACUUCGACGACGACGACCCGUAUGCACCAUACAGGCCGUCGUCACAGGAUUCCAGCUCGACAACGUCUUCUGGUCCACAGUCGAGUCCCGACUCGGCAUCACCACGCUCCGACACACGUCCCUCGGCGUCUUCCGCCUCCGCCUCCGCCUCACAUUCUCCGCCGUCUUCGUCAAGAACCCCAGCGUCUUCAGGCGCCCAACGACCGGCAGAAUCCUCGCGAUCCAGUCGCGACCCUGAGUCCGGCACCCAGCGCAGCAGGACCAGUGCACCGCCCGCCGCUUCUCAAGACGAUGGCGAAGAGGAUGACGAGCCUCUGUUCGGGGGUCGGCCGUUCCGAGACGCACACGACCCGACCAAGGCAGGGCCCUCGCAUACCUCUGACCCGGUCCAGGACGCGGACAAGGAAGGCCUCUAUGCCCUCCUCAACGUGGACAAGGAGGCGACAGAAGAGCAGAUCAAGGACGCCUACCGAUCCCUGGCUGUCGUGCUACAUCCUGACAAGCAUCAGGACGCCGUCCGCAAGGCGGCUGCCGAGUCGCGCUUCCGCGAGGUCCAGCGCGCCUACGAGACCCUCAUCGAUCGCGAGAAGCGCGCCGUGUACGACCACUUUGGCGAGGAAGGCCUCAAGUCGUCCUGGACCGUCUCGCUGCGCGGCCGCACCCCCGCAGAGAUGCAGGCCGAGUUUGAGCGGGAGUCGCGGCGCCGGCAAGCUGCCGAUGCCGAAAACCUCGUCAAGUCCAAGGGUGACUUUACCGCCCACAUCGAUGCCACCGCCCUCUUUGCUCGGCCAGAGCGGAUCCCAAGGCCCAAGGGGAGGUUCGGCCCGGUGACGCUCGAGGAGCGCAUCAAUCGGGUCGGCUGCACGCAGCUGAUUGGCAAGCACGGCUUCGACACGCAGGUGACCAACACGACGUCGCUCAACCUCUCCGGCCAGAUGGUCAGUCGGGGCGGCAUGGGAGGCGGCAAUCUCGUCGGCACUGUCAAGGCACAUUGGAGUCCCAGGCUGUUCUCGGAGGUCACGAUGACGUUUAUCCGGCCACACAUCCUCACCACAAAGGGGCAGUACACGCUCGAUCAGAACUCGUUCUUCACCUGGCAGAGCACGCUGCAGACGCUUGCCUCGCCGCCAACGCUCAAUCUCACCUACGGUCAGCGGCUCUCGUCCAAGUCAAUGCUGACGGGCUUCACGUCGAUCCGCUCGGGCACCUACACUGUCGGGCCAUGGGGCAAGUCGCUGUCGCCCCGAGCCAUGUUCCGGCGUGAGCCCCCCGUCGCCUCAGUGGGGCUGACGAAGCAGGUGGGCGAGGGCAAGGGCUGGACGGUGCAGACGUCGAUUUCCGAGGUGGACCAGAGCAUCGGCGCCGACUGGGCGACAAAGGUGCUGGGAGGCGUCAAGGUGCGCGUCGGCUUCAACCUCGGGACCGGCUCGGGCCUCUCGGCCUUCACCAAUGGCGAGCGACGGCUGACCGAGGCGGUGCGGCUGAGCCUGGGCCUCAACUUUGGCGUGCCAGGCGGCGUGACGCUGCGGGUGCGCGUCAACCGACUGGGGCAGAAGGUCAUGGUGCCGAUCCAGCUCUCGUCCGAGUUCCGGAGCGACCUCGUCAUCCUCUUUGCGGCGCUGCCCGCGGCAGGGUACACGGCGCUGCACCACCUCUACCUGCAGCCGCGCAAGCGGCGCCGGAUCACGGACAAGCUGGCGCACCUGCGGCGCGACCACGCCGAGGUCAUCCUGCAGCGGCGCACCGCCGCCAUCGAGGCGUGCGAGGUGCUGCGCGACCAGGCCCUGAAAAAGGCCGAGGCCGAGAUGCGCAAGGGCGGACUGGUCAUUGUCGAGGCCUGGUACGGGAGGAGGGAGGCGUUCCCACCGCCCCUCGAGGGGAGCGAAGAGGAGCUGGGGCAGGUGUGGAAGAGGGAGAGGGAACACAGCACCGUACCCGCCGCGGUGCUGGACGGUACCGUGCCGGAUGAGGUGGUGUGGGAUGUCAGGAUCCCGCUCCAGGCUCUCGUCAACAAGGGCCAGAUUGUCGUGCCAGGCGGAAGACCAAAGUCCAACAUCCUCGGCUUCCACGACCCAGUCAUGGGCGAAAAGAAGCACCUCAAGGUACGCUACCUCUUCCGCGGCCAGCUCCACGAGACAUGCAUCGAGGACGCAUCGCCCCUCGCCGCGCCGCUACGAGCCCACCAACUCUGA
Pseudozyma flocculosa PF-1 is the source of this 2223-nucleotide messenger RNA. RefSeq lists its product as uncharacterized. The transcript has 5 exons. The record is from RefSeq and is a predicted model, not a curated record. NCBI's taxonomy places the organism in Eukaryota, Fungi, Basidiomycota, Ustilaginomycetes, Ustilaginales, Ustilaginaceae. The coding region runs from base 1 to 2223 and encodes 740 amino acids. Gene Ontology annotation, biological process: cristae formation.